Messenger RNA from Lepisosteus oculatus (spotted gar), 10547 nucleotides. It is a transcript of the gene mapkbp1, whose product is annotated as mitogen-activated protein kinase binding protein 1. Gene Ontology annotation, biological process: negative regulation of canonical NF-kappaB signal transduction; positive regulation of JNK cascade. Gene Ontology annotation, molecular function: protein binding. The record is from RefSeq and is a predicted model, not a curated record. Lineage: Eukaryota; Metazoa; Chordata; Actinopteri; Semionotiformes; Lepisosteidae. Gene Ontology annotation, cellular component: cytoplasm.
AAUUUCCACUAGGUGGCAGUAUUUGACUUCAGCGAGUCUCCCUGCUUUGUUGUAAUCCGUGCUUGAGGAAAAGGGCUCCAUGGCUUUUGUCUGCCUGCCCCCAUGUUUUUGAACCGUUUGGGCUGCCAUAGAAAAACGGAGCAAACUGGAGAAGCGGGGAUGGGGAUGAGGGGGGAGCUUGUCAGCUCUUUAUACUUCUUAUCCGUGCAGUGUGGGGUUAAGAUGGGCUUUGCCGAUCCUGUCUGCAGACUAGAAGACCUUUAAUGCAGGAGUACAAUCCUCGUAGCCACAUACCUCGCUCGGUACCGAAAACCGUUGGAGACCGGAUUGAAAAGCGGAACGGCGCUAUGGUACUAACUGGGAACUGCAGAAUAUUAUUUAAAAACAUAUAAUAGAUGAAAUGUAGAAGCUGUCAUCCCGUGAUAAUUACAGGCUGUUCUGCAAUCCAUGGCUGUGUUAUUCAGUUGAUUUAAAGAAGGCAGUUUAGUAUUAAAAGUGAUAGUACGGGUUUCUGUACAGCUUUUCGUUAUAUUUAAAGUAUGGCUGUAAACGUUGACUACAUGAUAUCCAAAAUGAUAGGGUGAGACGGGAGUAUUUUGACUUUUAAAUGCGUAAACUAGGAUAAUGCUCAAAUUAAUGUUUAACUUCGGCAUCUGGUAAUUAACCCUUGAUAAACUAAAUCAUAGUCACUUUUAAAAAUGAAAUUAAUUCCAGAUAUUCUUAAAAAUUGGAACAGCAAGAAGUUUUGAAAGAUUCGUAUGUUAAUUACUUUUAUUGUUAUUAAUUUUUAAAUGGGCUACGGGAUUGAAGGCGUUUCAUUCCCGAGGCUAAUUAAAUUCAUUAACGUUAUUGCACUCUGAACAAAACACUGUAAGUUCGUUUUCGCGAGCAGGAUAUUUUUUACAUUUUGCGGUCAGAUUUGAAUACAGUGUAGUAUUUAUUUUUCCUAAGAGGCAUUGUAGAAGCCAAUGUAUUAAGACAUUUACCAUGAUUUAAAUAUUAAUAUUACAAAAAUUAGAUUAUAUUCCCACGCAUUUUAUAGUCAAAUGCGUUUUUAAUUAUAUCGAUAUACUGUAACAAUGGGCGACUGUAUUUAACAAAUUUGAUUCUCUGGAGUUUCUGAGAAAGCAAGACCAUUGGCCACCGCAGGCGUGCCACGCUUAUGGUCACCGGGAUAGUGUGACAGAUCGACAGCUGAGUGUGUUUGUUGGCGGCUCUCUCCUGAUGUUAGUCAAGUGUGUUUCCACCUCGCUUUUGCCAUUGAUCAAAUCGAGAGGCAACGACUACAGAAGAAGCGGUACAGCAUACAGGCUGUGUGUGACUAGACCAUUGCAGAAGUGCUGACUGCGAUGGAAAUGGAACAUGCACAAUUUUACAAAAAUAGAUCCCAUGGCAACAUUUUGGCUUCCAUGGAGCUGUCUGCGUCUCGCAGAAAUGCACGGGAAGAAUAACAUUUCUUGUAUACAAUUCAAUAUCUACAUUGCCGUAUAAACCCCAGAUCUGGACAGCUGGUAACCAGGACGACGAAAACACCCGGUGCAGUGGAUUAUUAGUCUUUUAUUCUCAAACAUUUUGGUUCUGAAAUCCAAAAUACAUUUCAAGAUGACGGUGGAAGGCUCAACAAUUAAGAGUCGGAUUAAAAAUCUGCUGCGGUCUCCGUCCAUCAAGCUGCGGAGGAAUAAAACGGGGAACAAUAAGGAAAUUCUCGGGAAUAAGGUGACACUUGAGAAAGUGCUGGGGAUCACAACCUCGGGGAACAGCGGCUUGGCCUGUGACCCUCGCUCAGGCUUGAUGGCCUAUCCUGCUGGGUGUGUGGUGGUAUUGCUGAACCCGAAGAAGAAUAAACAGCACCACAUCCUUAACAGCUCCAGGAAAACAAUUACAGCUUUAUCUUUCUCUCCUGAUGGCAAAUACUUGGUCACAGGGGAGAGUGGGCACAUGCCAGCAGUGCGGGUGUGGGAUGUGGCAGAGAGGACCCAGGUCUCGGAGAUCCAGGAGCACAAGUAUGGAGUGUCCUGCGUGGCCUUUUCUCCCAACGGCAAGUACAUUGUCAGCGUGGGCUACCAGCACGACAUGAUCGUCAACGUUUGGGCCUGGAAGAAAAAUGCUGUGGUGGCUGCCAACAAGGUCUCCAGUAAGGUGACAGCAGUAUCAUUUUCUGAGGACAGCUCUUAUUUUGUCACUGCGGGUAACAGGCAUGUGAAGUUUUGGUACCUGGACCACACAAAGUCCUCCAAGGUCAAUGCCACAGUGCCACUGCUGGGCCGCUCUGGUCUGCUCGGGGAACUCCGCAACAACUUUUUCAGUGAUGUGGCCUGUGGGCGCGGGCGCAAGGCAGAAAGCACCUUUGUUAUCACCUCCUCCGGCCUGCUGUGCGAGUUCAAUGACAAGAGACUAUUGGACAAGUGGGUGGAACUGCGGAACACAGACAGUAUCACAACAAGCCUGGCCACCUCCAUCUCGGUGAGCGAAGAGUUCAUAUUCUGCGGCUGUGCCGACGGGACGGUCCGAGCGUUCAAUCCCAUCAACCUGCACUUCAUCUGCACUCUGCCCAGGCCACACAGCCUUGGGACUGACAUUGUGACAGUGACUGAGGCCAGUCACCUCUUCUCCUACAAGCUGGAUGCUCGUUACCCGGACACGGUGGCGGUGACCUAUGACCCCACAAACCGCUGGCUGUCCUGUGUGUACAACGACCACAGCCUGUACACGUGGGAUGUGCGCGAUCUUCGGAAAGUGGGCAAGGUGUAUUCAGCACUUUACCACGCUGCCUGUGUGUGGAGCGUAGAGGUGUACCCAGAAGUGAGUGACAGUGCUCAAGCCUGCCUCUCCCCUGGCUCCUUCUUCAGCUGCUCUUCUGACAACACCAUACGGCUUUGGAACAUAGAUGGGCACAGUGCCACUCUCACCCGCAAUGUCAUCAGCAAUGACCUCCUGAAAAUGAUCUAUAUGGACAACAAUACUGCCUCCCUGCUGGACACUGAGUGCACCGCCAUGGGUAAUACAGAAAAACCAGAUUUCCAGACCUCUGACAACAGGAGUGGCAUCAGGACUGUGUGUGUCAGCCCCGAUGGCCAGCACUUAGCAUCAGGGGAUCGGACUGGGACUCUCAGAAUCCAUGAGCUCCAGAGCAUGGGGGAGAUCCUGAAGGUGGAGGCUCAUGACUCGGAGAUCCUGUGCCUGGAGUACUCCAAACCCGAGACAGGGCUGAAUCUGCUGGCCACGGCGAGCCGGGACCGCCUGAUCCACGUGCUGGACGCAGAGAGGGGCUACAGCCUGCUGCAGACCCUGGAUGACCACUCCUCCUCCAUCACUGCUGUCAAAUUUGCUGCCAAUGACGGCAAAGUCAGAAUGAUAAGCUGUGGAGCUGACAAGAGCGUCUACUUCCGCACAGCACAGAAGACGUCUGAAGGAACAGAGUUCACUCGGACUCAUCACAUUGUCCGCAAAACCACUCUGUAUGAUAUGGAUGUGGAUCCAACCUUCAAAUAUGCAGCCAUCGGCUGCCAGGACCGCUGCAUCAGGAUCUUCAAUAUCAGCAACGGCAAACAAAAAAAGCUGUAUAAAGGAUCUCAGGGAGAGGAUGGGACACUCAUCAAGGUGCAGACAGACCCCUCAGGGCUUUAUGUGGCCACCAGCUGCUCAGACAAGAACCUCAGCAUCUUUGACUUCUGCUCUGGGGAGUGUGUGGCCACCAUGUUUGGUCACUCAGAGAUCGUCACUGGAAUGAAGUUCACCAAUGACUGCAAACACCUUGUCUCAGUCUCAGGAGACAGCUGUAUAUUUGUCUGGCGUCUGAACCCUGAGCUGACCAUCAGCAUGAGACAGCGCCUGUCUGAGCUCAAACAGAAGGGCAGGCUGGCACAGAAAACAUCCCCUCGCAGGCACUCUGCUCUCAGACGGGAGAUAUACAGUGCGCCCCCUAUUGUCAACAUAUCAUCAGACAGCGACAAAGAGGCAGAGGAAGAUGGAAUUGAAGAGGAGGUCUCUCUUUACAUCUCCUCUGAUAACAGCCCCACAGAGGAGACAGAUGAGAAGCAGAGCUCCCUGAAUCUUCCUACUCUGGAGCCAAAGAAGGACACUGGGACAGCAGGUUCUAAACGUGGAGAGGCCAGCCUGUCCGAGAUGCCCCCCCGGCAGCGCAGGCGCUGGUCCCGAAGGAUGGGCAGCACGGAGCUGACGGUCAAGUCCAUGUUGGACCUGCGGCAGCUGGAGUCCUUUGCUUUUCCCAACUCCCCGAGCCAUGAGUGUCUGCCGACUGGAGGCCCCUUGUGCGAGGAUGAGGUGGUGGGCAGCACCACCAGCCUGCUGGCUGUCAGGCCAGAGGAAGAAGAUUCUGUGACGAGGGGCCCGCGGUUGUACCCGCGCCCACACUCCAUCUGGCUGAGCCCACAGACCCCCGAGACCGAGGAGCACGUGCUGUUUCCCGAGAGACCAGAGGACAGCAUGAGCCUCGCUGGCAGUGAAUACCAGGUGAAAGAGUUACCAAAGGCACACAUGAGAAGGGGAUACCAGGGAUCUGAGUGCCAUGAAAAGCACAGCCCAGACAGCGCCUGCUCAGUGGAUUACUGCAGCAGCCAGCUGUCCAGCCCUGAUCAGCCGAGAGAAGACUCGGAGGCAACGGAGCCGCUCAGCGUGGACGGCAACUCCUCCGAACUUGAGGGGGAGGAGCUGGAGGAGGAGGAGGAGUUUGUAGGGGGCGUGGUGGAGAGGGCCGUGCCAGAGACACCCGAUCAGGAGGCUUUUCUGAAGCAGCACUUUGAGACUCUGGCCGACCACAGCAACACAGGGAGCUCCAGGCAUUCCGAGAGCACCUCUGAGAAUGCCAGCAUCUCGUCUCGCUUCCUGUCUCAGAGCUCAGCAAGCAGAAAUGCCUUUCUGUUCCCGGCCAAGGCAAGUGGAGAAAGAAAGGGAACAAAUGGAUCUAUGCGCCCCCUGAUCUCCGAGGUACGGCCGCUUAUGGAAGAGGGGCUGCCAGAAGAGGUAGAGGAGAAGCCCAUUACAUCUUCUGGGAAGGCUGAAUCAGACUCUCUUACUGAAAAGGGGGCCGCCCUGCGCUCUGUCACUCAGAAGAAGAAAUCUCCGGUCACAGACACUCGCAGAGGGUCUGGCCAGCCAGGAAAAGCAGCAGGGCCCCAGCUGUGCAGUGCCAACCAAAGCAUGAGGAAGGCCCAGUCAGUGCAUGACCUGGCACUAGAUGCUGAGGUUUCAGCCAGACCCUCCAAGGAGGUCCAUCCCCAACCACAGCUACCUGCUGAGAAAGAUCAAAAGACUACUCCGCGCCGGACCCUGCCAGCUGUUCCCACCUCGCCCUUGCCCAGCGCAGGCCAGAGCAAGACCUUGAAGUCACGCUCCUACAUGAACCCAACUACCAGCUCAAUGGCCAAGAUGUCUCGCUCUGUAUCCAUGGGUGACAGCUUAAAUCUGGGAGAAUCUGGUGAGGUUUCCAGCUUUCCUCCAGGCACAGAGAUGGCUUCAGAGGCCCGCCGAGUUUCUGACACUCCUGUUGGGGCCUUUAAGGCCAGUUCUCUGGAGAGAAGCAAGCCAGUAGCACCGCCCGUUGCUAUAGUCUCUUCCACAUCUUCAUCCUCUUCUGUUUCCGCUGCACCACGGGCGGCUGUCAUGCCAACUCUCAAUGCCAACAGUCCCAGUGUACAGUCUCCCAAAGGCCUCCAUGCCAAGCUCCAACAUGGAGGCACCAGGCCCCACCUGACAUUGGACAUUCCAUCAACUCUCCCAGACAAACCCUUUGUGGCAUCCUUUUCUCCCAGCGCCAAGCCCAAACUGUUCAUAGAGGAGGCUCCGAGGUCUCCUAGGUCUCCAAGGUCUCCAGUGAGCGUAUUUCCCAACAAGAGUUCACCUUCUCUCAAAGGCCAGGUGGCCCCAGUGAAUGUCCAGCCUGUUACUGCUCUGUCAGCUGUCCGUCCUGAGGUGGCAGUAGAGAGCCUCAGCAAGGCAAAGCCUGGAAUAGAAGCACAAUCGACAGCUGGUGCCACUGAAGUUGAAUGCCUGUCAGAGCAGCCUGAUUUAAAAGACGAGAGGAAGGAUUCCAGUGUGGCAGGUGUUGAGGAGAUUCUACAGGCUCCAGAUUGUUCCCGUGAGCUUGUGGCGAGACCAGACUGCCUGCUCUCACCUGCUGUCGUGGACCCAGGCCCCACAGUGACUGUGGAGACCUGCAGGCUGGUAGCCAGUGAACUGCAGAGCAGUCUGCAAAAAGCCACAGAGCUCUACAGAAUGGUGAGCAGUGCCAGUGGAGAGCAGGGGGAGAUGGCAGGGAUCCUCUGCGAGGCGUUCAGUGCCAUGCGGACGGAGCUGGACUCUCUGCCUGACAGGGGGCGCCUGGACCCUGGGGCUGUGUGUGUGCAGCGCAGUGGUGGGGGAGUGGGCGAGGAGCGGACCCUGGCUCUGCUGGAGCAGUACUCGGAGAUGCUGCUCAAAGCUGUGGAGAAGAGGCUGGACAACAAGCUCUGACCAGGACCCUGUUGUAAGACACCCUCUUAAGCCAUGGAUUAGACCAGUAAAGGCAAAGGUGUUCAAGAAGGAGAACACGAACUUCUCCAGUGACAUAAACUGGAAAACCAUUCACCUAAUCAGGAUACAAAGCCAUGGUUGAUCGGGAGCAAGCAAUACACUUUGGUCUUUUAUUUUAGUAUGUAUUUUAUUUUGUGUAUAGUUUUAAUGAACGGAUGUGCAACAUCCAUUUUUUAACAUGACAUUUUAAAUUAUGGAAAAGGGUAAAGACAUUUUUCCUGAUGGAUAAACAUUCAACGGGACAGUAUGCCUUUUCCAUUUUUCUCAAGAAAAAUCUAUGAUAUUUCUUUGACCACUUAGGCUGAGGGUAAGAGAACGAUGUUUUUUUUGUGUUCAGUGAUGUUGGGGUGUUCUGUAGAACAGCCAGAAUACUGGCCCACUGGGAGUCUUCAAGGCAGAGGAUGUGUUGUGUGCUUCACGAUGGAAGUGAAUGAAAAGGAAGAUGGAUGUGGAUGCUGCUCUUAACGCUUCAUGUUUGGUCAUUUCUGCUGCAAGGCAACUUCUGGCACUCACAUGCCAGCAGCGUGCAUGCAUACAAACUGUCUGAAUGAAAUAAAUCUUUUAAACUGUUUUAUCUUCAGAAAAAAUAGUUCCCAAAAUGUGAGAAAAUGUUUUAAGUGAGGCUACAGCUAGUCUAAUGGCCUAUGACUGUAUGAAUAUUGAGAUGUUUCAUCACCCAUCAGCUCUAUCUAUGGUUGUGUCCACUGAAAUAAGAAACACAUGGCCAGAUGAAGGAAUGACUACAGAAGGAAGAAUUGCUUGACUCUAAAGAACAUACAGAUUCAGACUCUAAAGAACUCAAAUUAACGGAAGCACCUUGGAGCUGUGUUGAGCACACUUAACUCUUUAAAACAUUUUGUAUGUUGUUAAGGAAGGCGUAAAAGAAAAACGAGAGGAAAUGCGCUUUAUCUUGACUUGCAUAGAUAUUAGAUUCUUUUGAAUCUGAACCUUCUGUAUAAAAAUAAUCAGUAUCCAGCACUCCAAAAAAAGAGGGGCUCCAAAUACCACUACAAGCAGAUGACCUACAAGGGCAGCCUUUCAGGUGGCCAAGACAAAAGAAUCUGCAGAAAAUGCAAACAUUUGCCCUUUACAGUGCUUAAUCUCCAGAUAUUCUUACUUUGAAAUUGUUUUUAACACAACUCUUAUUCCGUUUUAAAUGCUCACAAGUCCAUUGUAAUUUUGAACGUAUUAAUUUUGUCAUCCAUGUUCAGUAUAGGGUAGUAUGUACUUUCUGGGUAAUUGUACAGUGCAUGUCUUUUUUAUAAUAGUGUUUGAUUUUAUACUGGGUGUUAAUGGUGUAAAUGACAUAAGUGCUUGUUCCAACAUUUUGUCAGUGACAGAGAGAGGCAGCUAACGUUAAAAGUGAAGCCAGCAAACCAUGUUUAAAAAUCCCAAUCCUGUUAUGAUUUGGGUGAGAAUAGGAUAGCAAAUAUCCUUUCAAUAUCAUUAGAAAGGUGAGCUUUGCAGGCAUAUGAAAAAUAGAGAUCCUAACUGAUAGGAUAGCUUUCUGCAUUAGAUUUAAAGUUGGAAAGACCACAAUGGUUACGAAUCCUGGCAUUUAGAGCUGUAAAUCUUAAAUGAUUUCCAUACUCUUUCUUGAAUCCGAAAUGGGUCAUUUUCAGUAACAAAAAUCUGUCUGUUUUUACAUUCAUCUUCAGCAUAUAAAUGAUGUUCACAGUGCUGACCACGUGUGUCUCAAGGAACUAGGUGCCUUAAUAACUUACCAGCAACAUUCUCUUGCACUGCUAUUUAAUACAGGAUGUAUCAAUUCCUGGAAUUUAUCUAUUAUACACAAUGCAUGUCAGCUACCCUCUUUAGAGGAAAUCUGUAUAGGAGUUGGACCUGAAAAGCUCAUCCCUAACAUGUAAUUUGAGGAAAGAUACUGUAUUUUAGUGAGACCUAAAAGGGACACUGAAAUGAACAUAUUAUCUAGGGUUAGAGACAAUUGAAAUACAGGAUUGUACCACAGCAAAGGAAAACUGAAAUGGACACGGACCUGCCUCUGUCACUGACUGAAGAAUGUACCCUACCGAAGAAGGGAUUGGCUUUGGGGUUAAUUAGGGAGAUGUGGUGACUCUUGUGGGGGUAUCACUUGUAUAACAGAAUUGAGACAGCUAGAAUCGCUGGAACAGAAAAAUCUUCCAUUGUAUUAAUAACCCAAAGCAAAGGUUUUGUAGACUGUACCGUAUGCAUACACCUCUAUUGCACCUGGCAAAAUAUUUUGUCAGCCAAUGUGCCUGUCAUUUACCCAAUUACUCCAUGGUUGACGACAACCUCUAUUAAUUCCUCAUUCCACCUAACUUCAGUACUGCGCAUCUCUGUCCAUGAGGUCAGAAAAGGGGAGUAUACAGCCCUGCAAUAUCUCUGUAAGGAACACUGUCACUAACUCCAUGAGAAUCUGCAUAAACAUAAAUUUAUAAUGGGAGCCAUGACGCUGCACAGACUCCCUGUUGUCUAUGUAUGGUCAUGGUUUCUAAACCUCUGAGAUGCACUUUACAACACUUUUCUAACCGCAAGAUCAUGUGGUAGGCUAGUUGAAGUACAGAUUGCUUCUAAAUUGGACUGAGUUUAUAUAAACACCAUUCUUCCUGUGUUUUUGGCUUCUCAGGAGACCCAAAAUUGUAUUUUCAUUUGGACCCAUAAACACCCACAUUUUCUCCCAAUAAGAAUGUAACUGUAGCAAAAGUGGCACUGUGCAGCCAUAGUUUUAUAUCACUGCCAGCAAUUUCUAUAACCAUGUCUUGCCUGCUGCUGUGCUACAAAGUGAUACAAUCUUAACAACCUCAGAUUCUACAGUAACAUUAUAUUGGAGAGAUUCCAUGUUAGGUUUCACAUUUUCUAUUUAAGCCUAUACUUACAGCACUUGGCACAAGUUUGGCACUAUAUGCUAAAGACCACAGCUAUGCAGUAAACUUCACUAAAUAACUGUUUUGCCUGGCCAGCCCUGGUUCUGUUGGCCUGUUUUUUCCCUGUGAGUAUUGGUAUACAAGUGAAAAUGUCUGGGGGAAGGCAUUCAAAAACUAAACAGGCUGUGCUGUGAACUAUAAUUAGCACCAAGAUCUUGGCGUGCUCCAAAACUGGCUUUGAGACACCGUGAAAAAUCACCAGCACAAUGCAGGUCUUCAGAAUGGUGUAGCAGAGUAGCAUUGGUAUGUGUCACUAUUCUGUACAGUGGGGCCCUUAAAUAAGGCCCUGUGGCUUCCUGACCUCAAACUUUACCCAGGUAUGCUGCCCGCAGUUUGCUCCAAUUAAUAACCAUCAUACUUUAUCCCUUUUAAAAUUCCACAUGAUUUUAUUACUUUGUCUUAACACUUUAUUUUAGAUGGACCUGUAGUAGCUGUGUCUUUGUGUGGGUAUUUUUAAACAGGUGUGGCAUUCCUGCUCUGCAGUCUGUAGUUCUUUUGGGCUUAUUACAGAACUCUGUUACUGGCUGAUAAAAUGCAUAGAAUCAGGAGCAAAAAUGAAGCUUACAUUCCUCUUCCAAAUGAAAGGGAUAAAUCUCAUACAGAAUGGAACAAUUCCUUCAGCACUCUCUCCAUGCAGGUAUCAGACUGUCUCCCAGGGAGGAGACAAAACCAGAGUAUAAAAUCUAAAAAUACCAAAUAAAUUUGAGGCACCCUACAGACAGGGUUGUAAUUAUUAGUUCAGUAUUAAGAAAGCCAUGACAAACAGGUACCUUGAUUCUCUAAUGCAUGAAGACUAAAGCAUGGGGAAAGAGCAAUUACACAAGACAGCAUGGUGAUGUAAUGACCCAUUUAUUGUAUGAGGGUAUUCGCAUUAUUCCUAAAGAAGCUAAAAGAGGUCUUGGUUUUCAGUUUUAAACCUCCCCAUUACUUUCUGACUUUGUCUUAAUACUUUGUUUAUGGUGGACCAGGAACAAUUGUCUUUUUUAGGCAGCCUAUUUUAAGCUGUGUUACUGUUCUCACGCUGGCUUAAACAGUGUUUCUACCUUCAUAGUGUUUGUACUGUAUAUCCCUCAAGAUUCUCUUAAAAAAAAUAAAUAUUUAUUACUCUUC